Micropterus dolomieu (smallmouth bass) is the source of this 1196-nucleotide messenger RNA. RefSeq lists its product as uncharacterized. The record is from RefSeq and is a predicted model, not a curated record. NCBI's taxonomy places the organism in Eukaryota, Metazoa, Chordata, Actinopteri, Centrarchiformes, Centrarchidae. The transcript has 4 exons. The coding region runs from base 118 to 549 and encodes 143 amino acids.
CCUCUUCAUGCAAGAGACGAUAUCGAUGCGAUACGUCAUCAGUGCAGCAGUACAGCCUCUCCUCACCUCUUCUUACUCUGAAGUUCGCCAUCCAGUCCUCUAUGUGCUCAGGGCAGGAUGGGAUGCUCCACCAGUUCCCAAACUUCAGCGGUAGACACAACGCGACCCAGUGCUAAGCCCGAGGAGAGCAACGGGGCCAGCACAACAGGGGCAGCCGAUGAGAAUGGCAAAGUAGCUGAGGACAGUGAGACUAUUCCAGACCAGACACCUGCUGACGGUGACGAUGCUACGCCUGCAGAUGAACCUGCUGUAGCUGCAACAUCUGCCGACAGUACUGCUGCAGCUCCAACUGCAGAGGAGGACCCUCAGCCUGCUGCAGCCAAUCUACCUGCAGAGGCAGCAGCACCUGAGGAAGCUGCCCACAGUACCGCAGAGACAGCAGCCAAUGCCUCAGAGCCUGCAGCUGCAGCUCCUGAGCAAGAAAAUGAAGAGGCCACAGUGACUGAUCCAGAGCCCGGAACGGGGGAGGCACCAGCUCCCAGCGAGUGAAGUGCAACACGAAUGACCACACAUAUGAAUUUGUUGGAAGUGUCCUUCCUUCUUUGUAUGCAUGAGUGAAAGUAUGUGCAGGGGUGUGUGUGUGUGUGUGUUUGUAUGUGAAAGACAUCGCCUUGUUGCCAAGAUGCAGACCCUGUGGUAACCACUUGUCAGUCAGGGUUCCUCCGUCGACACCAUGCCUUCUUCCCCUCAGGAUGAUGUACAGCUGCAAUUUCUGCUCGCAAACUGUAUAUAGAGAAGAGUUCUACAGCACUUAGUGGGUGUGUUUAUUUUCAGAGGAUGUCUGAAUAACUUGAAAUUCUAUUUAUUAUUCGUAUAGAAAUGUAUAAUAGCAGAUUUUCUGAAAAAUCAUACAUAUGUUUAAGCUUAGACUCCAUUCUGUACUUUUCUACAAAAUUAUAAUUCUAAGAAAACCAAAGCCAAAGUAUAUUUGAUUUAUGAAAUGGUAGCUGGCUUCGAUUUUAAGACCAUGUUUGCAAUCAAAAUGAAGAGCUGGUACUUUAGCUGAUUUUAAAACAUUAUUAUAAGACGAAUGAGAUAGGAGAACAUGUGAGGCCUUUUUUUUGUUGUUCUUUCUGAUGUGUCAUGAUUUCUCUUUGGGAAAGCGACCUGAAAUCUUUAACAAGCUAUGAACUGUC